AUGACCCCUGUUGUGACGCCACCUCUGGCACUGCACAUCCAGCCCGCGUGCCUCGAACACAAGUACAUCCGCCACAAGGACUCUAGCCACAUCUUUGAGCGUCCUGAACGCCUCCGCGCCGUUCUCUUGGGCUUCGCCGCUGCCCUCGCCCGCCUCGAAGCUGCCGAUGGACGGCGCAACGACGCAGACGGCUUAAGCGCCCUCUUAGGCUCGCUCUCCAUCUCCUCUUUCCUCACGCCGACACACCUAUCCGUCGUUCCCCCACCUGUACCUCCCUCCCGGCCGGGACAGGUACUUCUGCACCAUCCGGCACUGCAGCUCGCGCACAGUCCACCCAUCGACGCGCCGUUCCCGUACCUCCCCCGCGGUGGGGGUGCGAUGCCUCAGAGCACGUAUCUCAAGGACCUGUUCAAGUGGGCUAGCGAGGCGGUGGAAACUAUCCGCACUACUGGGUGCGAGAUUCCGCAGGACAAAGGCCUUAACGUCGGUGAUCUUUAUCUCGGGCCGGGAAGCGUCGUUGCCAUUGAGGGAGCCGUGCAGAGCGUGUGUCAUGCUGUGGAUGGCAUUUGUGCAGAUGACGGGCCGAGUAAGGCGUUCUGCGCCAUCCGGCCACCGGGCCACCACUGUGGUGAGGAUGAGCCCAGCGGAUUCUGCUACGUCAACAACGUCGUCGUUGGAGCUAUGCAUGCGUAUCUCCAGCAUGACAUUGACCGGGCUGUCAUUAUCGACUUUGACCUCCAUCACGGGAACGGUACACAGGCCCUCGUUAUGCCGCUCAACGCGGCUUCGUAUGCCGAGGAUCUGGCGGUGGCGGCAGGCAAGCCGCCCUCGGACAUGAGGGGACGGUCAGGCCGGAGACGGACAUGGAAGGGAUUUUACGGAUCGGUGCACGACAUCUACUCGUAUCCUUGCGAGGACGGCGACCUCGACUUGAUAGGUGAUGCGAGUAUCAGCCUCGCCGCGCACGGGCAGUACAUUGAGAACAUUCACCUGCAGCCGUACGAGGACGAGGCGGACUUCUACAAGCGCAUCUACCCCCUUUACUUAGCCUUGCUGGAAAAGGCGCGCGUGUUCAUGCGCGACACGCAAGCUGACCCAGAGAAGACGGUGCUCUUCAUUUCUGCCGGGUUCGACGCUUGCGAACACGAGCACCAGGGAAUGCAGCGGCACGACCGCCGCGUCCCGGCCUCCUUCUACGCGCGAUACACCCGCGACAUUGCAACUUUUGCCGACAAAUACAUGGGCGGAAAAGUCAUUUCUGUCCUCGAGGGCGGGUAUGGUGACCGCGCACUAACUAGCGCAGCGCUAGGCCACGCAGUGGGGUUGAUGGGGCGCGAAGGAUCACCUGACUGGUGGGGUGUUGACGAGCUGGUGCUCCUCGAGCGCGCAGUCAAGAAACGGCGUAAGGGCAAGCUGUGUUCCCUCCCGCCGGAUCUGGCACAAAAACCACACAUUGCGCGAACGCAUGCCAUCCUCUCCCAUUGGGAGGAACAUGGUACGCCGACGCCCUCGGCCGCCCCCAGCGCGAAUGCCACCCCAAGUGGGCGGAUGACGUUGCGUGAACGAAGAACAAGGGACAAGGAGGAGGAGAGUCCGCGGCCUGCGCCGCGACGGAAACCGAAAAGCGCACCAAAGGAGCGAGAGACAUCACCUACGCCCUCUGUGCCAUUCGCCGAGUCCAAGGAAGCGUACCCCUCCCCAGUCUCUCUGCCAUCGCCAGACAAGCCAGAUAUUAAGACGGAGCACGCCCCCAUGCCCGCCGGCGCUGCACCACUCUCCGCAGGAACGCAGAACGCGCUUCAUCCCGUGGCCGACGUCGAGCCGAUCGUCCUCCGCAUACCGGCUCGCACGCCUGAGCCGGACCAUGCGCCAGUCCUGCGUAUCCCAGCUCGCGUGUCGCCUCCUCCCUCGUCUCAGCCCGCAGUCCAACCUCAGGCCCCAUCUGAACUGUCCCGUCCACCUGCAGUCCAGCCUAGACCCGCAUCAUCCGAUGUACUGCCUCAACUUGCCGUAGUCCAGCCCCGUCCACCACCACAGCCAGUGCGCGCCCCACCUGUGGUAAAUCCCGGCCCGCCCUCGCGCCCACCGACCCUCACGCGCAUGUCCAACUUGCCUCCCAAAUCCGCCGGCUAUUCGCAACCCCAUCCUGCCGUGUACGCUCACGCACAAUUUGGCCACCCCGCUCAGCCCAUGCCGCAGAUGCCCCACCCGUCGCAAUUCCAACCCCACAUACCCCAUCCUUUGCCAUUCCUGCAGCUGCCCCACCCAUCCCAGCUUCAAGCCCUCUAUCCAACGCCCAUACCCAACGGCUUGGCACAGCCCGGUGUCCGGCCCGCAUACUCUGGCACACCCGAGGCCGGGAGUGGUGUGUAA
Cutaneotrichosporon cavernicola is the source of this 2373-nucleotide messenger RNA. RefSeq lists its product as uncharacterized. NCBI's taxonomy places the organism in Eukaryota, Fungi, Basidiomycota, Tremellomycetes, Trichosporonales, Trichosporonaceae. The transcript has 5 exons. The record is from RefSeq and is a predicted model, not a curated record. Gene Ontology annotation, cellular component: nucleus. The coding region runs from base 1 to 2373 and encodes 790 amino acids. Gene Ontology annotation, molecular function: histone deacetylase activity.